Messenger RNA from Aspergillus heteromorphus CBS 117.55, 1783 nucleotides. RefSeq names its product putative chitin biosynthesis protein (Chs5). Gene Ontology annotation, cellular component: exomer complex; trans-Golgi network. Gene Ontology annotation, biological process: Golgi to plasma membrane transport; conjugation with cellular fusion. Gene Ontology annotation, molecular function: protein dimerization activity. The transcript is spliced from 2 exons. Lineage: Eukaryota; Fungi; Ascomycota; Eurotiomycetes; Eurotiales; Aspergillaceae. The record is from RefSeq and is a predicted model, not a curated record. The coding region runs from base 151 to 1503 and encodes 450 amino acids.
CUCCUCUCUGCCUCCUGCACUGCCUCUCCUUUCUCCCUCCGACCUCUCCGACUCCCCCUCGCCAAUCUUCCUCGCCUUGACCCCCCCACCCCCCAGACUCGUCCGUUCUUUGAUGCGCCAUCCCUGAAUCUCUCCUCCCAGCCAUCCACGAUGUUGGUAUCCUUGACCGUCGGCAAGGUAGACGCCGGAGUCGCCGUGCUCUUGACUCAGGACAACAGGCUGAUCGAAUUCCCCUCCGUCCUCCUGCCCAACAACAUCACCUCCGGCAGCAUCGUCGAUAUCACGGUCGCGCGCAACCACGUCGCGGAAACCAGCAGCGCCGCGAGCUUCCAAACGCUGCAGAAGCGCAUCCUCAACACGUACGGCAUCAAGACACCCACGCCCCCGAUCCUGCGCCUCCGCAACGCAACGCAAACCUCGCUCGUCCUCGAAUGGGACCCAAUCGACCUCGCCACGGCCUCCCUGAAAUCGCUUUCCCUAUACCGCAAUGGCUCCAAAGCCGGGUCCAUCCCCCGCCCGCUCGAAACCCGCAGCACCAAGAUCAGCGGCCUGGCCAUCCACACCGAAUACACCUUCCAUCUGGUCCUGCGCACCACCGCCGGCACCUACCAGUCGGAGAAGCUCACCUGCCGCACGCACAAGAUGACCGAUCUCUCCGGCAUCACCGUCACGGCGGGCGUGCUACCCCCACAGCAGAAAGACGCCCUGGCCACCGCCCUCGACCGCAUCGGGGGUAAACUCAUCGAUACCGUUCGCAUCGAUACCACCCAUUUCGUGUGCACCGAGGGUCGCGGCCCGCUGUGGGAGAAGGCCGUCGAGAUGAAUAUCCCUGUUGUCGUGCCGGAGUGGGUCGAUGCCUGUGAGGCCGAAGGCACCAUAGUCAGUGUCCGUGGGUAUUAUCUGAAUGCCGAUCCCAAGGCCAGACAUCUGGGUCCGAUUACGAGUUCCACGCAGCAUCAGCGCACAGUUUCUACCGCUACCUCCAAUACCCUUGCGCCCUCGCAGAACCAGCUCCAGACUCCCUCCAGACAGUCCCCGCAGGACGGUGACCAGCCUGUCGAACCCCCUGUGACUCCGUUCCCGGGUGCGGAAAUGACGGGUCAGCCUAUCGCGGAGGAGAAGGAGGUUUCGUCGGAUGAGGGCGAGGGGGACGAGUUGCCGCCCCCGCCACCUCCCCCGAAGGAUGAGGACGACAAUGAGGAGGAAGAGAAGGAGAACAUGGAAGCAGGUGAGCAGAAUGGAGAACAUGAGACGCCGCCGCCUCCGCCACAGAAGGACGCGGAUGCGGACGCGGAAGAGAACAGCUCGCCCGCCCAAUCAGACCAGAACGAAGACGAGCACGAGGCAGCGAAGGCCAAGGAGCAAGAGGAAGAGGAAGAGGAAGAGGAAGAGGAAGAGCAAGAGGAAGUGGAGGAGGAGGAGGAUUCAUCAAGUAGCAAAGCGAAGGAGCGCAAGUCAAAAGAGGGCGGAGAAGAAGGCGACUUCAACGAGGUCCCUCUGUAAUCCCCUCCCCCACCUCCCCCGGGUUGUUUGAUGCUCUCCCUCUCUCCCUCUCUCCCUCCCUCCCUAUACCUAUUCUCUACCCACAUCCCACGAUUCUCCCAUUCUCCCAGUUGACUACUAGCGUCAUGAGUGUAUAUCCAAUACCGUUACUACCUUUACCGUUACCGUUACCCUUACCUUUAUGUUCCCUUCAUCCCCCGUCCGUAUGAGUUAUUGUUUUUUUUACCCCCCUGGGCGGAUGAAUGGAUGGAUGGAUGGAUGGCCUUGUCCGGGUGUAUGU